Molecule: messenger RNA, 7346 nt
Organism: Porites lobata
Lineage: Eukaryota; Metazoa; Cnidaria; Anthozoa; Scleractinia; Poritidae
Source: the annotation of a GenBank genome assembly
GUUGUGAUUGUUUGUUUAUUCCCAGUGUGAUCAUUGCUCCAUAAAGGUAAGUAAUAAUUUGCCAAAAGAAACCUACGUUGCUAAAAAUAAACUAUAUCGCUUGAAUUUAUCAAUUCCCUGUCACUGAGUAUUGACUAUUAGUUUGGCGUGUGUGCCAUCAUGCACACAUCUCGUCCUGCAGAGACAUGUUUCACCUUUCUAAAGAUGAAACAUUCAAGUAUGUAUUCGUGACUGUGAUGACAACUUUUAAAGAAACAAUUGAAUACAUAGAUUUAACCAGGGCUAAAAGCGAAGCUUCCGUUUAUUUACUUCUAAUAAUAAAAGCAAAAAUUAUUUUAAACUUAUUAACUUAAAGCCAUAACAAAGAAGUCAAAGAAAUACAGUCAGAAAUACGGACACCAAAGGGACAGAACCAAGUGUCCGCUUUACAGAGGUGUCCGUAUUAUAGAUGUAGGGAAUGUAUGAUUUUUGGUAUUUGUGGGACCAAACAAACUGUCCGUAAUAGAGAGGUGUCCGUAAGGAGAGGUUAGACUGUAUUCAAAUCUCUACUUGGUAUUGUGGCUGCAUAAUCCGUUUGAGAGGGGAAAUUUAUGGCGUCCGAGAAGAGCAAGAAUGCUUUGACCCUAUUCAAUAACAAUCUUGCUUCCCAUUCUUCAUUCUCUCAAGGCUAAACUAAUAUUGCCUGUAACACCAAGUUUCCUUGUUUAGUUCGACAAUUAACAACAUUUUGCAGUGAUGAGAAAUAAAAAAGCAAAUAAACUAGAAUCUUUUAUUUGUCUGGAUCAUUUUAUGUCACAACAAGUGCUGGAGCCUACUCGCGGAAAAAAAACAUCUUAGAUCUCGUGAUAACAACGAACGAGGGGUUGAUAAGGAAUCUACAAGUUGGUGGACCAUUCUCCUAUCACACUAACUCCAUUGCUUUUGAAGUUACGUCGUCAUCUUCUAAAAAUCCGUCGCAUAAGAAGGUUUACAAAUUUAUGAAGGCGAAUUUGGAUAGGCUAAAUGAACUGUUUAAUUUUGUACCGUGGACCUGUGCUUUCCUGACUGAUGAUGUCUAGGAAAACUGGCUAAUGCUUAAAGAUUUACUCUUCACAGCAGUUGAGACCUGUAUACUAACCAAAUCGCCAAGGAAAAUGAAAAACGCACCGUGGCUGACCCCGAAUGUAUUAAAGUUGAUAGGCAGAAAAGAAUUGUUUACAAGAGAGCCAAGGUAUCAAAUUCUGACAAUCUUUGGACGCGUUACCGAAAUUUGAAUAACAGAACAAAGAGGGCUUGCAAUCAAGCGCGCUGGAAAUAUCUUGAACAAUUAAGUGUCAAAACUGCUAACGAAGGCGAUAGCAAAUUGUUUUGGAACUAUGUUCGCUCGCGUCGGAAUGGAACAAACAACCUUGUGAUCACUUAAAGUAGAUACAGAUACUCUGAUCGAUCACAAAGACAUUGUGGACAGUUUCAAUCACUAUUUCGCCUCUGUUUUUACAUCAGAAAACUUGACUCAUAUUCCAAACUUCCCGCAAGUUGUCAGAACUGAAAAUCUCACAUAGGCAUCAACUACUCUCAGUGUUGUUGGAAAGCUAUUGCGGGAAUUAAAUGCCAAUAAAAAUUGCGGCCCCGAUGACCAUUAUCCAAGGAUUUUGAAACAUUGUAGGAAUUCACUAGCAUCGCCCUUGUGCACCCUGUUUAAUACUUCAUUUAAAUGCGAUGAAAUUCCCGAUGAUUGCAAAAUAGCAAAUGUUAUUCCGCUAUACAAGAAAGGAGCCAAAGACAAAGUAGAAAACUACAGACCUCUUUCUCUAACCUCAAUUGAAAGUAAAAUCUGCGAGAAGAUUGUCAGGAAGUCGAUUGUAAACUUCUGGACGGAUCAUCAAGUCUUCAUAGGCGAGCAAUUUGGUUUCAUGAAAAAAAGUUGUUGUCCAUCGCAAUUGCUCGAUACUUUUCAUUCAUGGGCCAAAGCAAGAAAUGACUCGCAUAAAGUAGAUGUAAUCUUACUAGAUUUUACAAAAGCAUUUGACUCUCUUCCUCAUCAGCGUCUCCUGGCGAACUUGAAGGGAUAUGGAAUUGGUGGAAAUCUCCUUAAUUGGCUAACCUACUUUAUCGUUGGUAGAAAACAAAGAGUGUCAUUCAGUGGGCACUUUUCUCCUUGGACGAUGGUCACCUCUAGUGUUCCCCAAGGUAGUGUACUCGGGCCAUUCCUGUUCCUUGCCUAUAUUAACGAUAUUACAGCUGGCGUAAGGUCGAGCAUGCGCCUGUUUGCAGAUGACAGCAAGGUUUACAGGAUUGUUUACGAUGAAAACGACGAGAAACAACUUCAAUGUGACCUCAACACGCUACAGAAAUGGAGUGAAAAUUGGCAACUUCGUUUUCACCCUGACAAAUGUGAGGUUCUACGUGUUACCCAUACGAGAGAUCAUGUUAGCUAUCCUUACAAGCUCUCUGGUUGUACUCUUCAGUGUGUCACCGAAACGGUUGAUUUGGGGGGUCUCAUUGACUUCUAAUCUAUCCUGGAACCGACCCAAAGAAAGUUGUAAAUCAAGCCAACAAGAUUGUGGGUUUCCUUAAAAGGAAUGUUGGUCCAGGUAACAGGAAGUCUUUUCUCGUCUGUACAAGGCCUUAGUUAUACCCAUUCUGGAAUAUGCUGUCCCUCUCUGGUCACCCUAUUUACAGAAGAACAUUGACGCUCUUGAACGAGUCCAACGUAGGGCCUCGAAAUACGCUCUCCCGAUAUCAUCUAGGGACCCUCCGAACGACGAAAGACUAGCAAUGCUUGGGUGGUCCAGUCUUCAAUCAAGGAGGUCUUAUCUAUCUUUGCUAGAGUGCUACAAGACUAUUCAUGGUCUUAAUGGCCUUACCUGCAAUGAUUAUUUUGAAUUUAAUUGUUAUGGUAAAACAAGGUCAAACCAUUCAUUUAAAUUAAGACAGCUAUUAGCUAGAGUAAAUUGUUUUCUGCACUCAUUCUUUGUUAGAAUUAUCAAACGCUCUUCCUAAAGAGAUAGUGCAGGAACAGGAUUUCAGCAUUUUUCGAAGUAAACUUAGAAAGUAUUGUGAAAUUUUGUAAUUUUAUUUUAGCCAUUUCUUAAUUGUUCUUAAAUUUUACAUUGUUGUAUGUUUAUUUUAUACUUUAUGUAGGGAGCGUCCUCGAUAGGGAUAACCUGUGGCGUUUCCUUUUAUGUAUUCUUACAUAAUAAAUACUUCAUUUGAUCUAUUUUAUGUAUUAAUAACUCUGUCAGGAUUCACGAACCACAGUUCUACCCUUUUAGUGUAGCAUUGGAGGCAAUGAAAAGGAGUCUUGGCAAACAUAACUAAUUUAAUACACCUUUAAAAUGGCGCCUUUCACCAAAUGGGAAACCUCAAGUCGCUUUGUCGUCAUGCUUAAUCAGUUUUCCUUUACCAAUUGCUGCACUGAGCACACGUUCGGGCCCAAAUAAGGAUAUACCAUAUGUGGGCAUACACCCCAUUCCACACUAAUUAAGGAAAUCUACACAGAUUAUAGUUUAAAGAAAAUAAGAUAUAAAAAAGGCUUCGUAAUGUUCUCCACCAAGAAUCAAAAUUCAGAGUAUAGAAACUUGAAAAAAUAAACAGGUAUCUAAAAAGUCAAAGGCUAAACAUCAAUUAUACUCCUUUAUGCAUUUGGGAGCUUGUCUUUUUUCAUAAUGAACAUGAUGCCCACGUAUCGAUGUUACUAAAAUUUGGAACGGGGAUCGGAGAACGGGCACGGAGAACGGGAAAGAAAAAUGAGAACAAAACCGAACUUGAACCCUAGCCCUAUUUAUUAUUAACCUUAUUCCCAGUUCUCUCAUUUGUUCCCAUUUUUUAAUUUCCCGUUCUCUGUGCUCGUUCCCCGCUCCCCGCUACAUGUUUUAGUAUCAUUCGGUGUCUUUGCAGGUGGUACCGUACACCUUGCUUGCGUAUUCUCUUUGGCACUUUGACUGGUAACUGACGGGAGUAGGGUCUCUGUUUGAUGCUUGACCAAUGUUCCUCAUUUUGCUUUGGCGCCUUUGAAAUUUCAAAAACACUUCACUAUCAUUCUUUUCUAACACUCCCUGUGGCACGCACUAUUUUUCUUUAGUUUUGUCGUAACGGGACAGUGUCUUCCUAUCCUAUACUCGUACAUGCAUGCCUCCUUGAAUCUUCAUAUUCUUUGUCUCUUAGCUUUGCUCGUGUGUAUAUUUCCCGCAGGUGUCUGUGCUCACCUUUAAGCUGAGCGUCUUCCUCAUUCAUCCCUAUUUUUUUUUUAAGGUAACUUGCCGAGGUGUGAUGGCGUCUGAGGGACUGGACUGUCCUAUCUGCUGCGAACGUUUUGAUGAGGAAAAACUCUGCCCUCGUUUGCUAAGUUGUGGUCACAGCUUCUGCUCAAAUUGCUUGGAGAAGCUGUUCAAGGAGUACGCAAUUAGCUGCCCAACUUGCAGGUGUGUAGCUUCUGUGCAAGCCGGUGUUACUGGGCUUCCAAAGAAUUUUGCCCUACUAGAUGUCUUACAAGCCAUCCCGCUGACAACAGCAGAUGGAAAUGCAGAUUUGCGCCUUUGUGAAGUUUGUGAUGAUGAGAAGCAUCGUGCGACAUCCUGUUGCUUGGAUUGCAAAGAAGAUAUGUGCAAGGAUGUAGCUCGAUGGCAUACUCGACAGAAGGCAACCCGCGAUCACCGUGUUGUAUCCCUAGAGAAACUAAAGGCAAACCCAAAGCUUGCAGCUGUGCCGAUUUUCUGCCCAGAGCACAAUGAGCAAUACCACUUCUUUGAUGAAGAAUGCAAUCAUGUCGUUUGUAGGGACUGCGUUACUCUCAACCAUAAUGGUCACAAGCUUUUAUCACUAGCUGAUGCUGCUUCAAAUUGCCGACAGCAAAUGGAAGCAAUUGCUACCAAAGCCAGCAACCAUGCAGAGGUAAUUAAAGCUGCAGAGGCUCGAGUGGCGGCUGUAAGUCGGGACCUGAAUAAGGCAUACGAGGAGCAAAUGGUUCAAAUUAAAGGCAGCUUCAAAAAGGUGAGUUAAUAUUCGUAUUUGAUUACUAUUUUUUAUUUGACACAAAUAGGCCACGAAUUCCCUACCUUUUUCAAACUGGGCCCCUAAGAAGUUCUCUAAAGGCGCUCAAAAUUCACUUUGUGAUAGCACACACCCGCGUAGCUUAUAUACGGUAAUACGCGGUAGUACUGCUGUCAGUGCAAGAGAUGCUUUUAAUUCUAACGACGUGCAGAAGUUGAUUCCUCUGAUUACUGUUGAAACGACUCGGCGUCCACUGUUUUAGACUAUACUUGUGUUUAAUGCAAGUGGCUUUUUCUUAUUUUGCAGCUACAUGCUGCACUAAAUGACAGAGAAAGCGUUUUGUUGAGAGAAUUGGAGCAGCUGUACAAGACCAAAGCAUUCGCUCUCACAGAUCAACGAGACCGUCUGCACAUAUUUCAAGCCUGCCUAGAGAGUGCCGCCCAUCGUACCAUGUGCACAGUGCAAUUAGGCAACGUUCACGUGCUUGUGGCCAGAAAUGAUAUAGUACCAACGCUAAAAGAAAUAGAGAACCAGCCCCUCGUGUUUGAGCCACAAGCAGACUGCGUUUUAGAGUUCAACGUCAACCUUGAGCAGCUGCUGGAAUUGCUCAAUGACACGGGUAUGGUCAGUGAUAAAACUACCAGUUCAGUCACCACCACUGCUGAAGGCUCAGGCUUGAAUCUAGCAAUACCCGAGAGAAAGACUUCAUUCACUAUUACUGCACGUGACGCGCAAGGACGUCUCCGUGGCGAGGGAGGUGACAUGUUCAUGGUGGAACUUACAGAAAAUGAGGGGGAAAAGGUUGAGUGUAAUGUGGAGGACAAAGGCGACGGUAUCUACAUUGCAACAUACACCUGCCCUGCUAAUUCUAAGGGUAAUCACGAGGUUUCAGUGCUUUUACGUGGAAUCCACAUUAAUGGCAGUCCUUUUUCUGUCAAUGUUACUGAUGCUCCAGUGGGUAAAGUGAGCUGUUACGGCUGCAAGACGCGAACAAAGUCCAUGAUUUACUACAAAAAUAACAUUGAGCCGUUUCGGAAUGAUGACUACCGCGUUAAUGGAUAUAGUGCCGUUUGUACCCGCUGCAUUUACCGUGCGUCUCCUUACUGGAUCAAAUGUUGUGGUCCAUGUUAAAUAAAACUCAACACAUAGACGUCCGUUCUGAGAGGAAGCUGUGGCCACAUCUUCAAACGUUCUUAUUCAGGAAUGAUUCAUGUCACGUACGUUUAUUUGAUUGAGCCCAUGAUCUCGAGUAUUGAAAGUCCUGUUAUAUCGAGUCAUUUUAAUAGACGUAGUCUAUAAUCAGGGGCACCCAACGGCAAUUUUCGGGAAAAUAUCUGUUCGGAAGACGAUUUGAGAACUAGAAUUUUCGGAACAUUUGUUGUAAAAUUUCUUGCUUGCCUGUCUCUCCUAGGAUUUUCGAACAUCUACAAAAUGGUAUAAUUACCCAUUUUAAAUGGAUAUUUACCCUAAAAAAGGCCACGUAGAACUUUCGGGAGCCUUUUCCUGGCUGAGAUUUUCGCAAAGGUAAGUUUUGAUCCCUAUAAUUUUCGGAUCACUAGACUUUCAGCUAGGAAAUCCGAACAGAUGAAAAGUUUUUAGGGGAUAAAAAUAUGCCUAUAUCUACCGUUUAAAUACUAAAAUACGUUCAACAAUGCUAUGUUAAGUGGUUUUGGACUACAUCCUCGUUGGGUGCCCCAUAUAAUUAGAAAAAAAUAGCAUUCAUUCGCGAAGUUGUCUAUAGUUAAGUUAUCCGUAUGUAUCGGUGUGAAGAGAAGACGAAACAGUCUUUGAUUUCUGGUUUGGUCCCUGAAGUUUUAAACAAUCCAGUAUUUUCUGAUUUCUCUUGCUAUUAGGAAUGAAUAAUUAUUGAAUCAUACGUUGGAAAUAUAAUGACUACUGUAUUUUUUACAGACUUAUCGUACAAUUUGUCAGCAAUUUUCUGACACCUAUUUUAAACACGUUUUGAAGUUUUAGUAUAUUGUAAAAGAGGGAAACUAGGCCUUGUAAAUGACCACAAUGGAUUCGACAAGUUUUUUUCCUGGUUAUCUUAUUUUUUUACAAUUUGUAUUACAAUUGCUUUUAAUUGGGAUAAACACACAAUCAAUUAAUCAAUGACUAGAAAUACGUAUCUCGCAAUAACCCUCACGUAAGAAGUUUUUUUAGUAACGCCACUAAAUUUAAUCCUCGUCGGGAACAGCUUGUUUUAUUAUUUGUGAAUUUUGUUCGUUUGUUUACGGCAGUAAACCGUGAAGCCAUUUUGCUCGUAACUCACGCGAGUUUGGCGCCGCUCGCUCGGAGGAACUGGAGGUGUAACAGUGAAUAGCACUGGAUAUCCGGAGUUUGAGUAGCCAAUUAGAGCGCUCGAAAACAUUAUC